This is a messenger RNA of Rotaria socialis, 1710 nucleotides long. The record is from the annotation of a GenBank genome assembly. Lineage: Eukaryota; Metazoa; Rotifera; Eurotatoria; Philodinida; Philodinidae.
AUGUCAAAAACUGAUGAACGAGCAAACAAAGCCUUUCAAGAACUAGAACAAACUAUGAAAGAUUUAUAUUCAAAACCAUUACCAUCACAAUUAUACCGACGUGCUCGACGAGAACAUCGAAGAAUGAAGCGUCUUCAAACGUUGCUACAUAGUCGACCUGAUAUUAUUGUACGUCGUAUAGACAAAGGCGAAGGCUUUUAUUUUGGUAAAACGGUUACGAUGGAUUAUAAAACAGAGGAAUACAUGAAUAAAACUGAAGCCUAUCAAGAAAUGAUAACUGAUCAUUCUCCACUGCUCGAUAUUUUACGUUCUACCGAAUCUGUACUUGAUUAUCUUGUGAAGAAAAAAGCGAUUACAAAAGGCCAGCGUGAUAAACUUAUCCCUAAUUUAAACAAGCUUGAAUUAGCUCAUUUAUAUUCAAUACCUAAAGUGCAUAAGCCUCAAAUACCAAUACGACCGAUCGUUGCUGGCAUCCAUGCAUCAGUGACAUUUGUCUCAAAACUAUUGAAUGAUCUUCUUGCACCAGUCUAUUUAGAAGUGGCUCAAGAAACUACAUUUAUUAAUAGUAUUGGCUUUGCUCGAAUAUUAGAAAAAUAUGCUGAAGCGGGUUUUCUCAAAUUAGCGACAAACUUUAUUAUAAUUGACGUUGAAAAUCUUUAUACCGUGAUUCCACGUGGAGGCGGCAUCAACGCAUUAAUUCGAUUUUUAGAGAAAUACGCUAAAAACAACAAAAUUGGACCAUUUAAUAUAGACAUGAUAUUAAAAAUGGCUCGCCUCAUUUUGGAUACAAAUUAUUUUGCUUAUAAAAAUAAAUACUAUCAACAAAAACGUGGCGGUGCUAUGGGUUCAGCGUUUACACAAGUCUAUGCCAAUAUUUAUAUGUUGGAAUGGGAACAAGAUUUAAUUCAACAUCAAGCAGCAAAACACGAAAUCUAUGGAAGGUACAUCGAUGACAUUUUCAUGACAACCAACGAACCACUAGAGGAAAUAACAAAAGAACUUGAUAAUGCAGCACGAAAAGAUGUCAACAUCAAAAUUAAAUAUAAAAUUAGUCAAACUACUGAAUUUCUUGACAUGAGUAUUACCAAUUACAAUGGAAUUUUGAAAACAUCCGUAUUUCAUAAACCAACUGCUGUUCCAUAUUAUUUACCUUAUACAUCAGAUCAUCCGAAUCACAUUCAUCGUAAUAUACCAUACAAUGCAUUACAACGUGCUGCACGUCUUUGUUCAAACCUUCAUGCUUUUCAUUCAGAAAGAUUGCGCAUUGAAGUAUCGCUUCUAUUAAACAAUUAUCCACCAAAAUUUAUCACCAAUCAAUUUCUCCGCUUUUUUCAAGUGAAUCGAGUCGAUCUACUAAUCAAACGAUCCGACGAACGAUCUUAUCAAAAAUUACAUCAAAAACUAUUAAAUCAGCCCACCAUACGUGAGACUCAAUGCAAAACCAUCACCAACAAUAUACCCUUAUUCCUAUCGCUAUUAGAAAUAAAGCCAUGGGAUCCGAAAGUAAUGUACAUACCGUACAAAUAUGAAGCCGGUACAACAUCAAACUUUCCACAACAUUUCCAUCAAUGGUGGAAAAAAAACUAUCUUUAUCAAGGAUCACCAGCAAAACGAAUUCAAAUUCGGCUAAUACCCAGAACAAACAAAACGUUACAACACUUCUUGAUUCACAAGAAGCCAUCAAAAACUAUUCUAACUAUUCAGACAUGA